AUGUCGACAAACGUGGCACACUGGAAAAAGUUUAAUUUUGACGAAGAAUCCGUAGAGCCAGGCUGCCCUGCAGAAAAUGCACGGUUCAUCAAAGGCGGCGUUCCUGAUCAAGUGACAUGCGGAAGGCUUUGUUUUGGACAUGCUGCUUGUGAGUCCGUCCUCUUCCGACAAGAAGAUCAUCUUUGCAUUGGAUGUCAAUAUUUUAAUAGAUAUCUCCCUUCGAACGCACAGAUGGGAUUUGUACAUUAUUCUACCAGAAAAAUCGAGGUCGAUUGCUUGGAUAUACUGGAGCAAAAUGAAACUGCAGAAAGUGGUGUUUAUGAGGUCAUUUUUCGAGAGUUGGAAACAGUACAUGUGUUCUGCGACAUGACAACUGAAGGUGGAGGAUGGACGGUGUUUCAAAACAGAUUUAAUGGUAGUGUCAACUUUACGAAAACUUUUUUUGACUACGAAAACGGAUUUGGUGACCUAAAUGGCGAAUUCUGGCUUGAAAUUGAGAUCGAUUGCUUGGAUAUACUGGAGCAAAUUGAAACUGCAGAAAGUGGUGUUUAUGAGGUCAUUUUUCGAGAGUUGGAAACAGUACAUGUGUUCUGCGACAUGACAACUGAAGGUGGAGGAUGGACGGUGUUUCAAAACAGAUUUAAUGGUAGUGUCAACUUUACGAAAACUUUUUUUGACUACGAAAACGGAUUUGGUGACCUAAAUGGCGAAUUCUGGCUUGGACUUAAAUUUGUCCAGGAACUUACUAAAAAGCCAAGUUUCUUGAGAAUGGAAAUUUUACUGGAUAACUGGCAUAGGAUGUCCGCUUUGAUUAGUCACUUUAAACUCGUUGGCUCACAGUACACCCUAAUGGAACCAAAUUUACCAGGAUCUUUCAUAGACGAAUCUGUCGGAGCUAACUUCACUACGAUUGACAGGGAUUCAGCGAUACCUUGCGUCAGUGAGUACGGUGGGGGCUGGUGGUAUCCGGACAUAGACUGUGAUCUAUAUCUCAACAUGAAUGGCAUGUACGGAAAAACGGCUGGAAAAAAUGGAGAAAUAUUGACAAAGUCCAUCAUGAUGUUUAAGAGAAUGUAA
Molecule: messenger RNA, 1077 nt
Organism: Ruditapes philippinarum (Manila clam)
Lineage: Eukaryota; Metazoa; Mollusca; Bivalvia; Venerida; Veneridae
Product: angiopoietin-4-like
Exons: 7
Coding region: 1-1077 (358 amino acids)
Source: RefSeq, a predicted model, not a curated record